This is a messenger RNA of Osmia lignaria (orchard mason bee), 7117 nucleotides long. RefSeq names its product microtubule-associated protein tau. Gene Ontology annotation, biological process: microtubule cytoskeleton organization; neuron projection development. The record is from RefSeq and is a predicted model, not a curated record. Lineage: Eukaryota; Metazoa; Arthropoda; Insecta; Hymenoptera; Megachilidae. Gene Ontology annotation, cellular component: neuron projection. Gene Ontology annotation, molecular function: microtubule binding.
UCGAGCCAGUUCAAACGCGUCGCAAGUGUCGCGCGUUUCGUCUUCCACUUUUAUUGCGCGACUUAAUAGAACGACUCCUUUUUAUCUUCCGGUUUAGUUUCCCUACGGUUCACGUCGCGACGUUUCAUCGUGCGUGUAACUACGUGACAAGCAAGUGCGCGACAUCGGGCCGAUUGAAGGCCGAACGAGACGAAGGUGCACACAGUCGUUGACGGAGUAGAAUAUGACGGAUGUACAAGUGAAUCCGAGCAAGGACGACGCCGGUAGCGUAGUUCGACAGAAUGGCGACGUCAUGCAGCGAACAGGUAAAAUCAAACCAGCAAUUGCCAUCAGACUUUCGGACGAGACCGCAAGGUCCAGCUGGAUUACCAAGACACCCUAUAAAUAAUGGUCCUAUAGGACAACCAAGACCAGGACAGCCGCAACAAAUUCAAUCGUCUGGACCGGGUCAAUUUGGACUGCCUAGACCGUACGGUCCUCAAAAUCCAUCGGGAGGAUCAUUUUCUCCAAGGUCACCGCAACCAGGUCUAAGUCAAUCGCAACAAUCUCAAAGAGGUCCAAAUCCAGGGCAACUGGGUUAUAAUCAGCGACAACAAAAUCAAAAUCCACCAGCACCGCAAAGAAAUCAGAAUUUGUCACAAGGUCAAUAUCAAUCACAGCAAGGGCAGAAUCUAGUUCAAAUAGGACAAUAUCCUUUGCAACAAAGUCAGAAUCUAUCACAAGGCCAACAUCCUUUACAACAAAGUCAAAGUCGACCACAACAGGGUCAGCAUCCAUCACCCCAAAGUCAAGGUCCUCCACAAUAUCUUUCGCAACAACAGAAUCGACCACCCCUAGCCCAAUAUCCUCCCCAACAAAAUCAAAAUCGUCCACCACAAGGCCAACAUCCUCCACAACAAAGUCAAAAUCCCCCCCAAAACCAAUAUCCUUUACAAAGAAGUCAAAAUCCAGGACAGUUAAACCAGUAUCCUCCACAAAGUCAAAAUUUGUCAGCACCGCGAGGUCAACAUCCUCCACAAGGUCAAAAUCCCCCUCAACAGGGUCAGACUCCCCACAUUGUUUUAAAUCCACGAUUCGUUACAUCUCCGUUACAACGUCCAGGGCCGCAACAAGGUCCCAGACCUCCUGGAAAUAAUCAACAGUUCCAAAGAAACGUCCAACAACCUCGGCAACCAAGACAGGAUCAACAAAACAUCCCUCAGCAAGUUCCGUCCCGAUCCCAAGGGAACAUCCCCAAACAAUUGCAACGAAAUGAAUCGUCGUUGAACGUAGUCCAGCAAGGUCCAUCCAAUAAGGAAUCCACAAUUCCUCGAAUAGUAAUCGACAAAAUGGCCGAUGUUGAUAACGCGAAGAAGUUUCAGCAGUUUGAAAAUUCAGUCUCGAGAACCGAGCAACGCGAAACCAUGGAAGACGACGACGACGAUGUGGUCAUGGACGAGAAGAAAUCGCCUCGUACCAACGGCGAACAGGAAUGUAAACUCCCGAAGAAGGAGGAUGUCCAGUCGAUGAAGAGGCCGGAAACUGCUACCAUUAAUGGAAAGAUGGACGAUAAGACUGAAAGAGGUAACGAAAAGAAUGGUGAUAUUACCGUGCCCUCCAAAACUGGAAACACGGAGGAAUCUAUUAAAGAUUCUAAUGUAAUAGGAACUGACAUUAGAUUAUCACCAAAACCUGAUGAGAAAGAUCAACGCAAAGGAUCUGCAAAUAAGAAUGAAAUUGAGAAAGUUGAUGAUAAGCCUGAAGAAACAACGAAGAAAUUAGUGGAAGACAAAGUGAUCGAUAAAGAUUUAAAUAAAGAGCCCUUGUUUGGUGAACCUGUAAAUCAGGGUCAAAAUGAGCAGAAAUUAAGUGUAUCAUCACCGACUCCGGAUAAAUUGCGAGGAAGUACACCGGAUGUGAUCCUGCCUCAAAAUCAAGAGGAACCUAAGACACCGGAUAAAUCAAGGGCGAGUUCACCUGCAGAGACGAAUCAAAAUCAGAAUCAACUGAAGACACCUUCUAAGUCUGCGGAUAAAUCAAGAGCGAGUACACCAGGGGAUACGAAUCAGAAUCAGGAUCAACAGGAAGCGAAGACACCUAAGUCUGCGGAUAAAUCAAGAGCGAGUACACCAGGAGAUACGAAUCAGAAUCAGGAUCAACAGGAAGCGAAGACACCUAAGUUUGCGGAUAAAUCAAGAGCGAGUACACCAGGAGAUACGAACGAGAUGGAAAUUGAACAGCAAUCAAAGACACCGUCCAAAUCCGAGGAUAAAUCGCGUAUGAUAGAAAGUAGUCAGAUUAAAAAUGAAGAGGAAUUAAAAGCACAGUCCAAGUCUCCUGCCAGUAUUUCAGUGGAAGUGGAUCAAGUUAAAGAGGAUUCGAAGAUAUCAGAUAAAUCUCAGGAAGAAAUGCAGGAAACUCGAAAAGAAGAGGAAUCGAAGGUUCAAAAUGAAGAGAAAAAUGAAAAAUCGUUGGAAAAGAAGGAGAUUAAAGGUGAAUCAGAAAGUAAAUCGGAUGUGGCUCCAGCAGAGGUGAAAAAGGAUAGUCAAAAUGAGGAAGAAACGAAUACAGUGUCCAAAGAGUCGGAUAAACCGACUGAAAGUUUGAAAACUGAAGUUAAAAAUACUCAGAAUGAGCAGGAAUUGGAAAAAUCUGAAGAAAAGAAGUCAUCAGAUACAAAGGAAUUGAAAGAGGACUCGAAACCUAGUUCUGCUACUAGUAAUAAAUCUGUAACUGAAGACUCAAAUGCACAAAAUGCAUCAGAACCUGAAGAAACAAAUCAAAAGACUUCUGUUUUAUUGGAUUCUGAAAAUGUGCCAGAAUCAGUGUUGUCUCCGCCUAAAACUCCUGAGGGAAGCGUGAAAGGAUUCGAUCACGGUCAACCAAGAUCGUUGUCGGUCAAAUCGUCGCCAUCUUGUACACCUCAGUCACCUGUGUCGCCUAAAUCACCGAAAUCAAUUAAAGAGGAUGAGAAAUUGGACGACGACGAGAAGAAGCAGGAUACUUACGUUAAUGAGAAGAAGGAUUCUAAGAGGACGAGUGAAUUGAAAAAUUUGAAAUCACUGGCGCCUAAGAUUCAAGGCGUCGCGACGCUUACUAAAUUGGGCGAAAAGUCAGAGAAGAAGUCUUCGAGAACAGCAGAAAUUGAAAAUGGUAGUGUAUCAAACUCGGAGAAAAAAUCAACAGCUGGAUCGCCUGUGAAAUCGCCAAGCAAAUCUGUCAAAUCUUUGCCACGAACUCCGGAAACUCCGUCAUCGACAGGUGGCCAAGAAAAAAAAAAGCUGCCUAUGAACAAAGUUCAAGUGGGUUCAGCACCGUCUCCAAAUUUGAAAACGGUAAGAUCGAAGAUCGGCUCACUGGAAAAUGCGAGCUACAAGCCAGGGGGUGGAAAGGUGAAAAUAGAGAACAGGAAGUUGGACUUCAGCAAGGCGCAGCCGAAAAUCGCAGCGAAAAAUGAGAAGUACACACCUAGUGGUGGCGAUAAAAAGAUCGCUCAAGUGAAACUUCAGUGGAACGCGAAACCGAAGGUUGGGUCGUUGGAGAACGCGACGUACAAACCUGGGGGUGGUGAUAAGAAAAUAGAGACUGUGAAGCUCGAUUUCAAAGAUAAGGCAAAACCGAAAGUCGGCUCCAAAGACAACGCUAAACACGUCCCCGGAGGUGGCAGCGUUAAAUCAUCGGCAACGCCACCUAAGACGCCGCAGGAAACGAACAACGACAUUCAGACACAGAAAAUUGAUAUCAAAGCUGAGAGUAAAAUUGGAUCCAUGGAUAACGUGAAGCAUAAGCCUGGGGGUGGUGAUAAAAAGAUCUUCAACGACCGAGAUUAUCUUCGACAAACUGGAUCAAACGUAGAAAGUCUCAGUGGCAGUGGAUCACAGAGCCCUGUGCCCCCUGGCACGGUCGCCUCCGGUAAGAAUGGCCUGCCUACUUCGGACGAGAACCUCAACCAGGAAUGCUAGAUCACGAAUGAAAAAAAAAAGAAAAAAAAACAAACUCGACCGCUAGACCCGAUUUUUUCCUUAUCACUUGCGUCUGAUUAAUCGCCUCGUACAUUUCUAACCCCGAUUAUUGAAUCGGAGGGCUUUUGAAUCGAACGUACGAGGGACGAGUUGGACACAGGUUUAAUAAUAAAUUCAACAAUCGUGGCCAGAUCGAUCGGUUAGCUUUAUCCCAUUGUUGCUUCGUAUCAGCAAUAACCAGAAGAUUCCGUAAUAUACGUGCCAUACGAAGGAACUUGAUCGAGGAAACGAGGGGACACCUUUUUUUCUCAUACAUUUACGUCUUUCCGAUCGAUUAUAUCCACGGCAAAUGAUUCUUUUUUUCACGCAUUUAUCUGCAGAACACUCGUCACGACGUCGAUUGUUUUCGAAUGUAUCAUGAAAGUUGAUAGAGGAUAGGGUGAAGAACGGAGGGUCGUCGGGACGGUUGUUAACACGUUGAGUGCCGCGAUGGUACAUCUUUAAUUAGGUGGAUAAAAUGGUGUUCUUCGGUUCGACUUCGGUGCAAUAUAGGCUUCUUUUGGUUAGCAUUGUCAGCACUGAUGGCAUCAUAAGAUGGCAAGCGCGACGAACGGGUGUCGUCAUAAGAUGGCAUGCUCAAUACGGCGAAGUCAUGAUUAAAGUAUUGAUCAGUUUAAGGUCCUGAGUUUUUAGGGUUUUGAAUGCUUUAAUUUACGAUUUUAUUAUAUUACAGCUACGAAGAAUUUGUCGUUAGGUCCUGAGAAGUAUUUUUUCCAUCAUUUGCCUUAUAACUUUGGGGAUUUUGGGGAAAUUCUAGGGUGAUCCUAGAGGAAACCAGGGAGAGACUAAUUUAAAUCCUCCUAAAAACCAUAUAUGAUAGAAUAUUUUUUCCCUUAAAGAAGGGAAAUCUAAAUUGCACGCGUUCAAUCUGAAUUUUGACUAAUCAAAUAUUAAAGUCUAAUUUUUCACCAUCCAUCCAUUUGAAAACAUUCAAUUUCGUGCGGCAUUCAACGUGUUGCGCAAAAUAAUUUUGUUGGCACGAAAGGGGACAGUUCGCGAUACCUUUUCAGAUCGAAAAAAUAACCGUCGAAGAAUUUUCGUACAAUUCCAAACGAACACUAAUCAUCUUCAUUACACAUAGCGCAAACUCGCUCACGGUUAGCGUGAAAUUUUUAUAAGAAUGACAUUUUGUCGCGAACUCAAACGUUAGAAUGUAAGAAGAAAGGAAAAGAAGACUUCCUUUGCUAAAAUGUUAUGCAAAACGCUAAGCAAUUGUUUGCUAUAUACUGUAGAAUCGCAUUAAGAUGCAUUUAAGACUGGAGAUACUUCCGGUGUGAUUUUUCUGGUCUGAAAGGUAGACGCGAUAACGUGAUACGCUUAAGUCAAAAACAAGCGAAUUCUCAUUUUUCGUGAUCGUUUUUUAGAAUACGAUCCCAACAGGACAAAUAGAAAUAAUACGUACGAAUAACAUAAUAGAGGACUCAUUGUUCAAAUCGAUUAGCAUUGCGAUUUAUCGUGGCCGAGAGUAGGUGUAUUUUUGUUAAACCUACGAGAUGUAACGUGAUUUUUAGGCUGUCUUGGAAAUGGCUGAUUAUUGUACUAACAGGAAGCUUUGAAUGUGUUGUAGCAGUAAAAAUAAAAAAUAAAAUAAAAGAGUAACAUUUUGGAUUAUUAAUAUUAACACGUUGAUUGUCAUAUUUGAAUGACAUUUGAUUGAUCAUCACUUUUAAUAUUAAAAAUUCUUUUAUUUAUUUAAUUAGAAAUAUUAAAAUAUUGUGGGGAUGCAGGGUGGCUGUUAACGUGUUAAUUACAAAUACUGCAAACAACGCUUAUAAAAAUCAGUGGUUAGUUAUCAACAUAUUUCUUUGAUAUUCAAUGAAAAAUAAGAAACUAUUAGAAUUAUUGUAAUUAUAUAUACAUUGUAACAAUAGAAGUUCGUAAACAUUUAGAGGUUUAUCUGAACUCGCCUACUCCCGAAUUAAAAAUCACCCAUUUCAUAUUUAGAAUAGUGAGAUGAAAAUUAAACAAACAUGCUAACGCGUAUGAUUUUCAAUCUUACUAUUCUAAACUCACUUUGAUGUUUAUUAUAAUAACAAACAUAUGAAGGAUGUUGCAUAAACACAUUGAGUAAUUGAAAAUAACGACAGUUACAUUUUAUCGUUAAAUGAUAAAUGAAGAAAGAACUGAAAAUUUGAGAAUAAAACAAUUUGUUCAUUAAAAUUUUUGUUGAAAAUGUAUGUAGAGCAUACAUUUAUAUUACGUUGGUUAAAAUACACGUUGAUUAAAAACUAUUAUCGAUGGAAGAGAAACGUGGAUAUUAAAAUGACAUUCCAGUGAUGGAUGUUACUUAUUUUUAAAUUGCAAAUAAAUCGGAAAACUAAAUUAACAUACGUAAUUAUCAUAUGAAACUCGUAACGUAACUUAUCUCAUGAAAUGAAUUUUCUUCUACAUAGAUCAGUAGAAAAAUUCAAUUUGACGAUGCAGAAGAACCGGAAGCUGUAAUAGAGAAUUAUGACGCGUGAUCAUAUUCAAGUGAUUAUCUUUUUUCGAGUGAAAAAAGAAAAUUCACGCGAUACAUUUCAUAUUGUAUUUAGACCCGAUGUAGACACUAUGUCAACGAACAUGGUAUCCCAUAUUUCGUGAUACUUUGGAAUUUCUUCAACAUCUAAGGCUUAGAUUCUAAACUAUCAUCAGCCAUAAUAAAUAGUUAUCAGUCCGUGCAAACGUCAGCAAAUGUAGCACGAUCAAUUCAUAAUCGUUACUUGUAGAUACGUAAAACUAUACCUGUUUGUUGCAUACACGAGAAAUAAAUAGUUAGGUCUUAUCGCUGAUACAGUCAGUUGAAAAAUGAGAAUUAAUUAUGGAAGAAUGGUGAAUAAAGGGAUGGAAAUCAGUGACAUCGUGCGAAACUCACUUUCUCACAAUGUCAUGUCACUUUUGAUGAAUUCAUGCAAAUCUACGCUAAGAAAGUAUGUAAUACAUAUUACUUCUAGUUUACUGCUUCCAUACUGGUGGAUUAUAAUUAACCAUCCGACAUUCGGCGACGAUUAAUUAAGUAUGUAAUAUUUGAAAUCGUUGUAAAACUUCGUACGAAUGCAAUUGUAUAACGAAUAUUCGGCAUACCUGUCAGAAUUAACAAAAGAGCUAUUAUAAUAAUAUUUUUGUUUUUAAAUUAA